UUUAAGUUUUCUUAUUUUAUUAAUUUUAAAGGUUUAGAUGGGAAUUAAAACCGCUAAUUUACUGUUCAGAAGAUCUGUAAUUAUGUGUAAAUAUCGUAGGAUCAUAUAAAACUAGCUAGAGUUUAAAUCAAGGCAUUUCACAAUAGCGGCAUUAUCCGUUUAUCGUACGUGAAUAGUUGGUUUGUAAUACGUGCAUUGCUUCAACAAUAGGCAUUUGACUCGUACCACCAUCUGGUGAGGACACUGAUAUUCGGCCGUAUCGCAUGCCGACUGUCAUUAAGACAAGAUUCUACUGUUUUACUGCAUUGCGACAAUACCAGCAUCUUACUUUAGAGACGAUAAUAUGUCUACGUUAAAUACACCAAUGAUGUCCGCACAAACUAAACCCUUCAUCUCAUCGCUUGGUUCCUGUUCAUUGACGAAUACGGAAAGUAUUUCAUCAGCCUUUGGAGCUUCGACUACAUCAGAGGAAAGUAAAACCUCAGCCCUUGGUGUGUUGAAUUCCUCAGCGGACAGUCAACCAUCACUCGUUGGUGAGUUGAAUUUGUCAGCGGAUAGUAAACCAUCAGCCUUUGGUGCGUUGAAUUCGUCAGCGGAUAGUAAACCAUCAGCUUUUGGUACGAUGAAUUCGUCAGCAGAUAGUAAGCCAUUAGCAUUUGGUGCGUUGAAUUCGUCAGCGGAUAGUAGAACAUCAGCCUUUGGUGCGAUGAAUUCGUCAGCGGAAAGUAAACCAUUGCUCUUUGGUACAUUGAACACAUCAGAAGAAAGUAAACCAUCACUUUUUGGUACGUAUAAUUCGUCAGCGGAAAGUAAACCACCAGCCCUUGGGGCGUUGAAUUCGUUAGCAGAUAGUGGACCAUCAGCCUUUGGUGCGUUGAAUUCGUCAGCGGAAAGUAAACCAUCAGCCUUUGGUACAUUGAACACAUCAACGGAAAGUAAACCAUCACUCUUAGGUACAUUGAACACAUCAGCGGAAAGUAAACCAUCACUCUUAGGUACAUUGAACACAUCAACGGAAAGUAAACCAUCACUCUUAGGUACAUUGAACACAUCAACGGAAAGUAAACCAUCAAUCUUUGGUACAUUGAACACAUCAACGGAAAGUAAACCAUCACUCUUAGAUACAUUGAACACAUCAGCGGAAAGUAAAGCGUCAAGCUCUUGGAGGACGGUUACAGAAAGUAAACGAUUACCAUUUGGCACGACGACUUUAUCUGUGGAAAGUAAAGCAUCAUUCUUUGAAUCGUCGAGGAAGCCCGUAGAGAGUAAACCAUUUGUCUUUGGUUCGUUGGCCACGUCUACGGAUGAUAAAUCAUUAGGUUCGAGUUCGAUGAUGAUCCCUGUAAGCAGUUUUGGCACAUUGUCGACGACAGCGGAAAGUCAACCUUUUGGAAGUUUGGGUUCAUCGACAACGUCCGUGUUUCCAGAAAUAGUUUCAAUUUCAACUGGUGAAGGCGGAUUUUUUACAGUUCCUUUGGCUUUGCUUACAAAAGAGAAGGGCAGCACUCUGGCUGCAAUGUUUGAAGGGCACUCACCUUUAAGAAAACUUCCUGACGGAACCUUCUAUAUAGACGUGGAUAAGGAGUCGUUCCAAGAGAUCAUGGAUUUUUUGCGCUACAAUCUGCAUCCACAAAUUUGUCGUGCCGGAGAAAAGGGGUUUUCGAAAAGACGAAUAUUGAAAUUGUUCAAAGCAGCAGAGAAGUUGGGCCUUUAUAAGUUGAUGUCGAUCAUAAAACAGUUAGAACCAGUUCAGCAUUAUUUAGAGUUGAACGACAAAGAUAUUGUUGAUUCUGUAGGUCUUGUUUUGUCAAGAUUGGAUAGAAGGGAACUGAAACGUUCCGGACAUUUCAGCAUUCGACUUGAUUGUAUUAGGCGUUGUUUCGAUGAUCUUAAAAAUAGUUGUGCUCACGAUUGUGAUAUAAACAUAUUUAACGCUAAGAUUUAUUUGAAGGAUGUUGAAAGCCAUACGUUAGAGAUGAUAUGCUGUAGUCUAAAAGAGAAGGGUUUUGAUGUCGAAGGAGUUGAAAUAUUUUGUGAUUUCGUUUGCAAUGAACAUAGCAAGAAACAACGAAAUAAGCCUUGCUGUAGCCGCAUAUCACACAUUGUAAACUUUUUUUGCAAUGAUGUAUCUGUUAAAAUACAGCCUUCGUCGUUGUUUGUACUUAUGAACAAAAAAGAGGGAAAUCACAGUUCAGCUGAAAAGCAGACUGAACUCCAGUGUACGACAACUAGUACACAGACGGAACUGAAACAGCCUCGUUUGGACAGAACGGAAAAUCAGGCGGUUGAUGUUUACGAGUAUAGCCCUGGAAACGAGGACUCCGGUGUAUUUCUAAAGAACAGUGAAGAACCGUGGGCAUGAUGACACACAAUCACCGAAGAUAUCACGCAGAGCCUGCAAUACUUGGCGAGGUUUUUAACUGAAUUGAAUGGAAAUGACUUGGUAGCAUAUACAAACAUAGUCAUUCUUUUAACUGUGAAAGCUGAGAGCUUUUUUAAAAAAAAAUAUUUUUUAAUUGAUUUUGAACUUACAAAUGUUGCAAGUUUAGGUUUUAAGGGAAUGUUCGAGAAUCGCUUAUAGUGUGUAUGUGAAGUGUUAUUUUAUUUCUUCGAACUAUUAGGGCGUGUAAGGUCUCUUUCACGGAUCUUUAAUGUCUUAUUUUAGAAGCCGUUUUCUGUCUUAGUCAGAUUGUAAAUGUUGCACGUGUUAGAUAGAACUGAAUGUAUGGUGAAAUGUUAUAUAGAGCUGUAGACAUUAUGAAAUGUUAUAUAAAGUUGAAUGUAUGAUGAAAUGUUAUAUAGAGCUGUAAACAUGAUAAAAUGUUAUUAAAAUUUGUAUGCAUGAUAACAUGAUAUAUUCUUGAAAGUAAUAAUCGAUAAGGUUUUAUAUAAUCUAAUUUCAGUGUCUUAAAAAUGUUUCAUUACUGACAAUGGUUGAUAUUUCAUGCCUAACCUAGUACAGAGUGGGAUGAAACGUUUACUUUACACGAAAAUGUAUCUGCUUUUUUCUCGGAUAUAAAUGAGAACAUGUAAUGUA
This is a messenger RNA of Mya arenaria, 3037 nucleotides long. RefSeq lists its product as uncharacterized. The coding region runs from base 344 to 2362 and encodes 672 amino acids. Lineage: Eukaryota; Metazoa; Mollusca; Bivalvia; Myida; Myidae. The transcript is spliced from 5 exons. The record is from RefSeq and is a predicted model, not a curated record.